Molecule: messenger RNA, 1284 nt
Organism: Soboliphyme baturini
Lineage: Eukaryota; Metazoa; Nematoda; Enoplea; Dioctophymatida; Soboliphymatidae
Source: the annotation of a GenBank genome assembly
AUGAAGAGGCUGACGGUGCUGUGGUCGAUUGGCGCACUUAGCGUUGUGUUCAUAGCAGUUGGGAUAGCUGUAUUGCUGUCGAUCCCGGUAAACGUUUUCCGGGGAGUGUCAGAGGCCGUGGUGCUCUCGAAUGGCAGUGAAACGCUGCGCAAAUGGGCCGAUCCUCCGUACGACAUGCUACUUCAGUUCUGGUUCUUCAAUGUCACCAACCCAAGCGAGGUGUUGUUUAACGGCGCAAAGCCGGCUCUCGUUCAGUGCGGACCUUACAGCUACGUAAACCGUCAACAGAAGCGGAACUUGAACUUCGCAUCGAACAACACCGUGCAGUAUAGGUUAUUUCAGUCUUACCACUUCUCUGAGGAGCGGUCAUGCAAAAGCUGUCGCGAAACGGAUCUGAUCCUCGUACCACAUGUGCCUUACUGGUCAGUUGUUCACAGACUGAGGAACUCGCCGAUCAAGAAGACGAUAAAACGUCUGGCAGAUAUGGGUUUAACGGCUAUCGGCGAGGAGCCGUUCACGACGCAGACGGUUGCUUUGCUGCUUUUCAAAGGCUACGAAGAUCCGGUGUUCAAAUUAGGCAACAUGAUUAGCUGGUUGUUUCCAAACACUUAUAUACCGCUGAAGAUGGGUUUCUUCUAUGGCAAGAAUGCGACGCUCGAUGAGCCAGUGUCUGUCAGAACCGGCAUCGGUGAUUUCAGCCGAGUCGGUCAGAUCGUCAGUGUCAACGGCAAUACGUCAGUAAACUUCUGGCGAGACCGUUGGAGCAAUAUGAUCAACGGAACAGAUGGAACUAUAUAUCCACCUUUCCUAACCAGAUCUUCGCGACUACCUGUCUACGCAAUGGAUCUCUGCCGUGUGAAGUUUUUCUUCAGGUCAAUGGAAAUGGAAUACGAAUCUGAUACAGAUGUGGCUGGAAUUCCGGCUUAUCGUUUCGCUGUUCCCGCGAGCAGUUUCAACUCAUCGCUUGCGGAUAAUGCCGGAUUCUGCUGGCCUACCGACAUCUUUUAUCCGGAUUUACAAAAGCCAGAUUCCGACGGACGUGCCUGUCUUCCAUCUGGUCUGCUAAACGUCUCAAAGUGCAAAAACAACGCGCCGAUUGUCAUUUCAUCGCCCCAUUUUUUGUAUUCCGAAGACGAAGUAGUACAUUCGGUGAUAGGACUUAAACCUGACGUUCAGGAGCACGGCUCGUACAUCGAUAUUGAGCCAACCACCGGCGUUGGUUUGGUUUUUCAGCAGCGGCUACAAAUCAACGUAGCCUUGGUCAACGACGAAGAUUUUUCGUAA